This is a messenger RNA of Acanthopagrus latus (yellowfin seabream), 930 nucleotides long. Its product is annotated as putative gustatory receptor clone PTE01. Gene Ontology annotation, molecular function: G protein-coupled receptor activity; olfactory receptor activity. Gene Ontology annotation, biological process: G protein-coupled receptor signaling pathway. The coding region runs from base 1 to 930 and encodes 309 amino acids. The transcript has a single exon. The record is from RefSeq and is a predicted model, not a curated record. NCBI's taxonomy places the organism in Eukaryota, Metazoa, Chordata, Actinopteri, Spariformes, Sparidae. Gene Ontology annotation, cellular component: membrane.
AUGUACACAAAUGCAUCUUCUUCAGUUUUAUUAACAUUGGAAACACUGGGUUUACCUAAUAGAUACAUCUACCCAGCAUUUUUGUUUGGGACUUUAACAUAUCUGUUUAUUAUGUUUUGCAACUUGUUGGUAUUAACAACUAUUGCUUGUAGUGCAAAUCUUCAUAAGCCCAUGUUUAUCCUGCUGUUCAACUUGCCCAUCAGUGACAUGUUGGGUGCUACAGCCUUUUUCCCUCAGCUUGUUUACAGCAUUGUGACACAGAACAGACUGAUUUCCCUUCCUGCAUGUGUUAUUCAGGCUUUUCUGCUUCAUGUCUAUGGUACUGGAAACUUGCUGACCUUGACCGCCAUGGCAUAUGACAGAUACAUUGCUAUAUGUUGUCCUUUAAAGUAUAAUAACAUCAUGAAUCCACAAACCUUACUUAAAAUUAUUGUUUCCAUAUGGUCGAUCAAUAUUUCACUAAUGGUCGUGCUGUUUUCAUUACUUGCACGGCUUAAAAUUUGCAGGACAAAUGUAGUAGAUUUGUGCUGUAACAAUCCAUCAAUUGUGAAACUGACCUGUGACGACACCAGACUGAACAACUACUACGGACUGUUCACUAUAUUCAUAUGUCAGAUUGGACCUCUGUCAGUGAUGCUGUACACAUAUGCACAGAUUUUGCGUACAUGUGUUAUGACUAACCAGCCUGAUGCCCGAAAAAAAGCCAUUCAGACAUGUGGCACACAUUUAACCAUUUACCUUAUUCUACAAAUCAACACUCUGGCUACACUCCUCGCUCAUCGCUUUGAGAGUGUGUCCCCUUUACUGAGAAGAGCUCUGGGUGUGUCAGUUUUAAUUUUCCCCCCGUUUUUGGACCCAGUUAUUUAUGGACUGAAAACCAAAGAACUCAAGCAGAGCAUUCGCAUAUUCUUAAAGAGAAAUGUGAAUUAA